Messenger RNA from Solenopsis invicta (red fire ant), 666 nucleotides. RefSeq names its product KRAB-A domain-containing protein 2-like. The transcript has 2 exons. The coding region runs from base 1 to 666 and encodes 221 amino acids. Gene Ontology annotation, molecular function: nucleic acid binding. Gene Ontology annotation, biological process: DNA integration. NCBI's taxonomy places the organism in Eukaryota, Metazoa, Arthropoda, Insecta, Hymenoptera, Formicidae. The record is from RefSeq and is a predicted model, not a curated record.
AUGACUCAAUUUGACGGUGAGUCUAAGAAACUUAUUCAGCCUGUGUUGGAACAUGAGAAGAAGAUUAAGUAUUACGUACAUAACGAACAAGUUUUUGACAUUAUUCAUAUGGCACAUCUGGAAACUGGACAUGGUGGAAAACAUAAGUUGGAAAACAAUAUUAAAACAAAGUACGUAAAUAUAACAAGAGAAGUGAUUCAUAUCUAUCUUGAGCUUUGUCUCAUCUGUAAAAAAAAGAAAACCCAUCUCAAAAAAGGUGUUGUAGUAAAGCCUUUGAUAUUUAAAGAAAUUAAUCACCGAGCACAAGUAGACCUAAUCGACAUGCAAACGAGCAAGAACGGAGAAUAUAAAUUUAUUUUAAAUUAUCAAGAACACUUAACUAAAUUUGUGUGUCUUCGCCCGCUAAAGACCAAGACUGCUGUAGAGGUCGCUUAUAAUCUUGUAGACAUAUUUUGCAUUAUUGGUUGUCCAUCCGUCUUACAAUCAGACAAUGGAAGAGAGUUUUGUAAUAGCGUUAUCAAAGAAUUAAAAAGUAUGUGGCCUGAUCUUAAAAUAGUGCACGGUAAACCGAGACAUUCUGAGAGUCAGGGUAGUGUUGAACGUGCAAACCGAGAUGUACAAGACAUACUUAUUGCCUGGAUGGAGGAAAACAAUUUGACUAAAUAG